CUGAUGGUGCAGGAGCACGCGGUCCGCUGGGACGCGCGCUUCACCUUCACGUGCAAGAUGACCGCCAACGCCUCGACGGGGGAGCUGGACUCGUGCGUGUGCAGGGUCUCCGUCAGACAGGAGGUUCGCGGCGGCAAGUCCUUCCAGAAGCUUGGCUACGCCGACGUGAACCUGGCUGAGUUCGCGGGGUCGGGCGGCUCGCAGAGGUACCUUCUGGAGGCCUACGACUCCAAGCACCGCCUCCACAACUCCAUGCUGAAGGUCACGGUGGACAUGACGCUGCUGUCCGGCGACCCCUGCUUCAAGGCGCAGCCGUCCCGAGGAACGCGGUACCAGCCCACCAACGACGUGGGCGCCGAGGAAGUGCCCCCGAGUAGGCCCACGUCGGGCUCCCUCGCCUCCCUCACCUCUUCGGGCUACGACUCGCUCACCAAGAAGGUCAAAGACUCCCGCAACUCCUCCAACACCAGCCAUGGCUCCCAUGCCUCGGGCUAUGCUUCUAUCAACUCCCAGUCAGAUAAGUCAGGACAUAUCAGGCCAAGCAGUUUCCGUGUGUAUGCUCCUAGUGGCGCUAGCAUGUCAGACCAUGUUUACACUCACCCCUUCCACUAUCCACACCCAAAGGGCCUGCCUCCUUCUAAGCCCACCGCUCAGUUUCACUUGCGCCCUGCCGACUCUAGUUCCCUGUGCGAGACUCCUCCUUCGAAACAGGCUCGGCCGAGCUUGUACCUGUAUGGGGAGCUCUCCACUAUCCUGGGGGGGUCAACUCCGUCGCUGGUGUCUCUGUCGUCGUCUGGCACUCGUGGUGGCUCUGUGUCGAGUAGCAUAAGCCCAGACCUGACAGACAGUCCUCAGGCCUUAGUACAGUCACCACAGCAUCAUGCAUGGCCCUUGAGUGCUUUACAUACAACACUGUCAGCACUUGCAUUGCAUAGUGAGACUUCUAGUUUGCAUGCUUCCACUGACUCCUCUGUAGAAACCAGGAGUGGCAGUGCAGGUUCAGGGGGCAUAAGUGACGGCGGCUCCUUGGAACGAGCAACUACAGGCCGAACCAAAAAUACAGGAACAGAGGCUAAUAAGGAAUCAAGAGUAGAUGCCACGAGAGUUGACACCAACGAUAUAAUCAAUCAAGUAUUCCAAGUGACAAAGAUUGAGGAACUGAAGCCUGAUGACUCUGCUGAAACUUCCGGCCUUCAGCUCUACAUUGGGCGCGAUGGAACUGCAGCUUUAGGAGGUCUAAGUCUGAAGUCAGGAGGAGAGUACAAGCCUGUGGUGUUUGACAAGAGAUAGCAUCAACCUCAGUGAGGGAACCUCCACCUCUGUCUAGUAUCUUGGGCAUCAAUUCUGAAACCACAGAGAGAAAAAGAAAUAUUCACUUUAUCAUACUAGUCUUCACAUUCACCCCCACUGGGAUAGCAAGGGGAAAGUUGCAUGUUUAUCAACGCAUGGACUAUAGAAGGGUGCACAGGUUGUGGUUUCAGAAUUGGCUUUUCAGUUUAAAGCUGCCAAGUGGGGAGAAUUAAUAGCAAAGAUGCUUCCAGAAACUUAUUAAUAUGGUGUAACUGUUAACUCUCUUAGAAAGUAUGGAGGAUACAGUUUUAGAAAGUAUUG
Penaeus monodon (black tiger shrimp) is the source of this 1611-nucleotide messenger RNA. Its product is annotated as protein FAM102A-like. NCBI's taxonomy places the organism in Eukaryota, Metazoa, Arthropoda, Malacostraca, Decapoda, Penaeidae. The record is from RefSeq and is a predicted model, not a curated record.